GCCCAGGCAGCACGUCCCAGCCCAGCUUGCAGCUGCCUGCCCAGCUGAGGGUGUCCUGGCUGCCCAUGGAUGGCAGCUGGGAGAGCUGAGGCUGGAGGGGAUUGAGCAAUGGCUCCGUGUCCAGCGUGGGAAGCGCGGUCCCUUCCAUCCAGCCCUGCCCUCUCUCCACACGCUGUUCCUGGCUCUCCUUUCUUUGGCAGAAAAUUCACAUUCUCAUCCCCUUUCUCCUCCCCUCGGCUGUGGCAGCUCCUUCCCAUCACUUCCCCUCUUCUCCUGCUGCCUGUGGGCUGAGGAGACUCGGCUGUGAAAACCAUCAGCCCAAAGGGAGAGCCGGGAGCUCCAGGAGGUGCUGCUGCUGCUGCCGGAGGACACGGGCAAGGUGUGUUCUCCAGAGCGCCUUUGGCUCUGCUCCAGCCCUGGCAUGGAGCCCGUGGCCCUGCAGAGCCUGUCCGAGCUGGAGAGGGCCAGUCUGCAGGAACUGGCGCUGUUCAGGCUGCAGGAGAGGCUGCCCGGGGGACACCUCAGCCUGGCCAGAGAUGUCUCCAAAGGCAUUAAAUCCAUCCGGCAGAAGCUGGAGAGCUUCUCCAAGGAGAGGAAAGACUGCUCUCCCCACACCUUCGGGGUGCCGCUGUGCCAGGUCAUUGCCCACGACCGCGCGUGCCGGCAGCUGCAGGAGGCCGUGGGCAGGAGCCGCCGGCUGUGCCUGCAGGUGGAGGCCACGGUGACGAGGUUCCGCGCUCAGAGGCACAGGAGGACGGGGAUGGGCAGCAGCUGCAUCCGAGCUCCCCACGGCGGCUUCCCAGAGGAGCCGCUCUGCCCGGCUCUCCUGGACAAGAGCUCCUGGAGCCAGCGCAGGGGGGCCAUGUCCGUGGAUUCCAUCACGGACCUGAGUGACAACGCGUCCGAGCUGCUGGAGGCCCUGCAGCUCUCACACCCCCACGAGCUGGACCCUCGCAGGAGCCGCGCCAAGAAGAAGCAGCUGAGCCUGAACCCCAUCACCUGGCAGGUGCCACGGAUCGUGGACAGGUGCUGCACACACCUGGAGACACACGGGCUCCAAACUGUCGGCAUCUUCCGUGUCGGGAGCUCCAGGAAAAGAGUCCAGCAGCUGAGGGAGGAUUUCGAUCAAGGGCUGGAUGUUUUCUUGGAUGAGCAUCAGAGUGUUCAUGAUGUGGCUGCCCUGCUCAAGGAGUUUCUCCGGGAUAUGCCCGAUUCCCUGAUUCCCAGAGAGCUCUACGGAGCCUUCCUGAGCACAGCCAGCAUGGAGGGGCCAGCCCAACUGGACACGCUGCAGCUGCUGCUGUUCCUGCUGCCCCCGUGCCACAGCGACACCCUGCUCCGGCUCCUGCGCUUCCUGGCCCGGGUGGCCCAGCACGCCCAGAGCUCCUGGGACCCCGAGGGCCGCGAGAUCCCUGGGAAUAAAAUGACAGUGUCAAACCUGGCUACGGUCUUUGGUCCCAACAUCCUGCAGAAGGAGAAGCCUGGAGAGAAAGAUGCCGGUGGCCUGAACUUUGAGGACAGUGCUGCCAUAAUCGUUGUGCUCCAGAGGCUGAUCGAGCACCACCACUCCCUGUUCAUGGUGUCCCCAGAGAUGCAGUGGGACGUGCUGAGGAGGCUGUUCCAGACAGACCCCGAUGUCAUCGAGUACCUGCUGUGCAGGAAGUUCCCUGACCUGCCGAGCCCAGAUCUUGAGGAUGGCAGGGAGCAGCAGGCUCCGUCCGCCGCGCCCGGCUGGACACGCAGCCUGGAGCGGGGCUCGGUGUCCUCGGGGCUCUACAGCAGCGUCUCCUUCCUAAACCUGGAUGUCGGCAUGUAGCGAGCCCCAGGACACCUCCAGGCAGCUUUUCCUGCAGAACCCAGCCCCUGGCUGAGCGUGGGGGCAGAGCUGCCCUCGGGGGUCCCUGCUACGCUCUGGGCUCUGCCCUCCCCGGCCACCUCCUCCUCCUGGGAAUGGAUCUCCAGCCCUGGCCCUGCGGGAAAUGGAGCUUCCCCUGGGCAGGACAGCUGGGGGAGCUGGGACUGCUCAGCCUGGAGAAAAGACGGCUCACAGGGACCUUAUCCAUGGAUCCAAGUGCUUCUGCAAGGGCCUGGCUGACAGGACACGGGGAACGGCUUCCCAGUGCUGGAGGGCAGGGCUAGGUGGGAAAUUCAGAGGAAUUCUUCUCUUUUGAGGGCACUGAGGCCCUGGCACAGGCAGGGACACCUCCCACUGCACCAGGCUGCUCCAAGCCCCGUCCAGCGUGGUCCUGAACACGUCCUGGGAUGGGGCAGCCACAGCAGGGCACUCCGAGGGGAAAAAACCCAGUACUUCUGCAAACAGUAUUCCAUAUUCCAGCACAGCCCUCAGCCUGGUCUGGAGGCACCCAGACCUCUGGUGCUCAGGGCUGGGCUCUGCUCCCUGCCCGGUGCUUGGGACGGGUGGGGAAGCGUUUCCCGUUGGAGCCUGUGCUGUGAGAUAGCUGCUGAGAGCUGGCAGCUGAUAAACUGCAGAGAGCAGCAGUGGAGUCUGGAGGAGCAGAUAAAUGUGGGGACACCGUGAGGCUGGGGGGGUCCAGAGGCCACCGGAACACUCGAGGUCAGCUGUGAACCCAGCUCUGUGUCCUGUCACUGCUCUGGGUGGGAUUGCAGCUGCUGCAAGGGCAGCCCCAGCCUUUCCAAUCCCUUCCUAGGGUGGAACAACACUGGCACAGGGUGCCCAGAGCAGCUGGGGCUGCCCCUGGAUCCCUGGCAGUGCCCAAGGCCAGGCUGGA
Molecule: messenger RNA, 2750 nt
Organism: Cyanistes caeruleus (blue tit)
Lineage: Eukaryota; Metazoa; Chordata; Aves; Passeriformes; Paridae
Gene: ARHGAP36
Product: Rho GTPase activating protein 36
Biological process (GO): signal transduction
Source: RefSeq, a predicted model, not a curated record